Cuscuta epithymum is the source of this 1377-nucleotide messenger RNA. NCBI's taxonomy places the organism in Eukaryota, Viridiplantae, Streptophyta, Magnoliopsida, Solanales, Convolvulaceae. The record is from the annotation of a GenBank genome assembly.
UUUUCACUUUUUUUUUUUUUUUUUUUUUUUUUUUUUGUGUUUGCAAACGGGGGGCGUAUAUCUAUUUCAAUAGAUUGACCUUCUGAACCGGACUCUUCCAGGUUCCAAUUAAGCAGAAAUGGCUCUCUCAACGGCCUCUGUGUUCCGCAGGUAUCACGUUCUGUCGCCAUCGCUUCCAUUUACAUCUUCAUAUUUAUCUUUAGGCCUCCAAUGCAGCCGCAAAUUCAGCGUUUUUGCCUCUCAGUCAAUAAUGACGGAAGAAUCAAGCUCGCCUCUGAUUUCUUCGACAGCCCAACCGCAGAACGUUCGGUGGAAGCCGACGUGCUUGUACUUCACUCAAGGUAAAUGCACUAAGAUGGAUGAUGUGACACAUACUGAGAAGUUCAAUCACUGUUGCUCCGUGGCUGGGAAGCUAGCGGCAAAUAUUUUGCAAUCGAGGAACUUGCUGCAGCAGGGUUUAGAUUUUCUUCUCGUGCUCGAUUUGGAAGGGAAAGUUGAAAUACUUGAAUUCCCUGUACUAUUGUUUGAUACGAAAACCAUGGAUGUUGUAGAUUUCUUUCAUAGGUUUGUCCGGCCUUCAAAAAUGAGCGAGCAAAGAAUAAAUGAAUAUAUAGAAGGAAAGUAUGGGAAAAUUGGGGUUGACAGGGUUUGGCAUGAUACGGCUAUCCCUUUCGGAGAAGUUAUCAAGCAAUUUGAAACUUGGCUAGCUAAGAAUGAAUUGUGGCAAAAGGAGGGGGGUGGCUGCCUAAAUAAGGCUGCAUUUGUGACCUGUGGGAAUUGGGAUUUGAAAACAAAAGUUCCGCAGCAGUGCAAAGUAUCAAAGAUGAAGCUUCCGUCAUAUUUUAUGGAAUGGAUCAAUCUGAAGGACAUAUAUCUGAACUUCUAUAAGCGAAGGGCCCCAGGGAUGCUUUCCAUGAUGAGGGAACUGAAUAUUCCCCUUUUAGGCAGUCACCAUCUUGGAAUCGAUGAUUCCAAAAACAUUGCAAGGGUGUUGCAGCAUAUGCUCAACGAUGGGGCUUGCUUGCAAGUAACUGCAAAAAGAAGUCAUGUUUUUCCUGAAGAAGUUAAGUUCCUCUUUGAAAAUCGCAUUAGAUAGCUGGGAAAAUACCUCACGAAGUAUGUAUUUUAGGUUAUUUAGGCCUUGUUUCACGGACUUGCUUUAUUUGUCUGUUUGAAUGUGUCUCUCUUUAAAGUUGCACAGUAGUUGUUUGUGUGAUAUACUUCUUCGUCUACUUUUGCAACGUAUACUUGCACAACUUAGAUGUAUUCAUGUUGCGUGUAGUCUUUUUUCCUAUGUAUUUAAAAAUGGGGAUUGUAGUCCCGUACAUCAAUUUAGAACAGAAAUCAACAUAACUUGUCAAUAAUUUGACGUUGGAG